AUGAUUACCAUCAGAUCAUUAAUCAAACGGAAUGUGAAGUCUAGUACUUUAACUAGGUUCAAUCGUUCAAAAUUAUUAUCAUACCAAAAUAUCAAAAAAUUUUCGAGUUUGAAUGUUCCAUUGAAGAACCAACAACCAACAUAUGCUGGGGCACAAUUAUUGAAACAAUUCACAGAUGAAAAUGCUCAAAAGCUAGUCGAUGUGUCUAAGGUGUUGGUUAUCGGCUCUGGUGGUUUAUCUAUUGGACAGGCCGGUGAAUUCGAUUAUUCUGGUUCUCAAGCCAUCAAAGCAUUGAAGGAAGCAAAUAAGAAGUCUAUUUUGAUUAAUCCUAAUAUCGCUACUAAUCAAACUUCUCACUCUUUGGCUGACGAAAUAUAUUACUUACCUGUUACUGCGGAAUACAUUACUUAUAUUAUAGAAAGGGAAAAGCCAGAUGGUAUUCUCUUGACCUUUGGUGGUCAAACUGCGUUAAACGUCGGUGUCAAAUUGGAAAAGAUGGGUGUGUUCGAAAGGUAUGGAGUUAAGGUUUUGGGUACUCCUAUCAAGACUUUGGAAACUUCUGAGGAUCGUGAUUUAUUCUCCCAAGCAUUGAAAGAGAUCGAUAUUCCAAUAGCAGAAUCGAUUGCUGUCGAAACUGUUGAUGAUGCCUUAGCUGCUGCUGAGACUGUUGGAUAUCCAAUCAUUGUUAGAUCUGCUUAUUCUUUGGGUGGUCUUGGUUCUGGGUUCGCUGCGAAUGAACAAGAGUUAAGAAACUUAGCCUCGCAAUCUUUGUCUUUAGCGCCACAAAUUUUAGUUGAAAAGUCAUUAAAGGGAUGGAAGGAAGUUGAAUACGAAGUCGUUCGUGAUCGUGUUGGUAACUGUAUUACUGUUUGUAAUAUGGAAAAUUUUGAUCCAUUAGGCAUUCACACUGGUGACUCCAUUGUUGUUGCUCCAUCUCAAACUUUAUCUGAUGAAGAGUACCAUAUGUUAAGAACUGCUGCUAUUAAGAUUAUUAGACAUUUAGGUGUCGUUGGUGAAUGUAAUGUCCAAUAUUCAUUACAACCAGACGGGUUAGAUUACAGAGUUAUUGAAGUUAACGCUCGUUUAUCUCGUUCUUCGGCAUUGGCCUCUAAAGCUACUGGAUAUCCAUUAGCUUACACUGCAGCCAAGAUUGCUUUAGGUCACACUUUACCAGAAUUGCCAAACCCAGUCACCAAGACUACAUCGGCUAAUUUCGAACCUUCAUUGGAUUAUAUGGUUACAAAGAUUCCUAGAUGGGAUUUAGCUAAAUUUCAACAUGUUAAGAGAGACAUUGGUUCUGCUAUGAAAUCUGUUGGUGAAGUUAUGGCAAUUGGUCGUACCUUUGAAGAAUCAUUUCAAAAGGCUAUUAGACAAGUUGACCCAUCUUACGUUGGUUUCCAAGGUGAUAAAUUUGAUGAUUUAGAUGACGCAUUAGCCAAUCCUACUGAUAGAAGAUGGUUAGCGGUCGGACAAGCUUUACUUCAUGAAAACUAUUCGGUUGAUCAAGUUCAUGAAUUAACCAAGAUUGAUAAAUGGUUCUUGCACAAAUUAAUGAACAUUGUCAAUAUGUAUAGAGAAUUAGAAAGUGCUGGAAGCUUAUCCAAUAUCAAUAUUGAUUUAAUGACUCGUGCUAAGAAAUUAGGUUUUUCAGAUAAGCAAAUUGGUUUAUGUGUUUCUGCGAAGGAAUUAGAAGUUAGAGAUGUUAGAAAACAAUUUGGUAUCACACCAUUUGUUAAAAAGAUUGAUACCUUAGCAGCAGAAUUCCCAGCUAAUACCAACUAUUUGUACACAACUUAUAAUGCCACUUCUUCUGACUUAGAAUUCAACGAUAAAGGUACUAUGGUUUUAGGAUCUGGUGUUUACCGUAUUGGUUCCUCAGUUGAAUUCGACUGGUGUGCUGUUUCUACUGCCCGUGCAUUAAGAGAAUCCGGUCACAAGACUAUCAUGAUUAACUAUAAUCCAGAGACAGUUUCUACUGAUUUCGAUGAAGUUGAUAGAUUAUACUUUGAAGAGUUAUCAUUGGAAAGAGUCCUUGAUAUUUAUGAAUUAGAAAAUGCUCAAGGUGUUGUUGUAAGUGUUGGUGGUCAAUUACCUCAAAAUAUUGCCUUGACUUUACAAAAUUCAGGCUGUAAUGUUUUAGGUACUAAUCCUGAAGAUAUUGACAAGGCUGAAGAUCGUCACAAAUUCUCACAAAUUUUAGAUUCCAUUGGAGUCGAUCAACCAAGGUGGAAAGAAUUAACUUCUAUUGAAGAAGCCGAAAAGUUCGCUAACGAUGUUGGAUUCCCAGUUUUAGUCCGUCCAUCCUACGUUUUAAGUGGUGCUGCCAUGUCUGUUAUCAACAGUGAGUCUGAAUUGGUUGAAAAAUUAGGUAACGCCUCGAAGGUUUCCCAGGACUACCCGGUUGUUAUUUCUCAAUUUAUCCAGGGAGCUCAAGAAAUCGAUAUUGAUGGGGUUGCAAGUGAAGGGGAAGUUUUAGUACAUGCAGUUUCUGAACACGUUGAAAAUGCUGGUGUUCACUCCGGUGAUGCUACAUUGGUGUUACCACCCCAAAAUUUAUCUCCAGUAAUCAUGAAUAGAUUAAAGGAAAUUGCUGACAAGGUUGCCAAAGCUUGGAAGAUUACUGGUCCAUUCAACAUGCAAAUCAUCAAGAAUGACCAUAAUGGCUCUUUAAGUGAUAAUGAAUGUGAUUUGAAGGUUAUCGAGUGUAAUAUUCGUGCAUCACGUUCAUUCCCAUUCGUUUCCAAGGUAUUGGGUGUUAACUUCAUCGACGUGGCUACUAAGGCAUUAAUCAAGGAAAAUGUUCCUCAACCAACCAAUUUAAUGGACAAGGAAUACAAUCAUGUUGCUACUAAAGUACCCCAAUUUUCAUUCACCAGAUUGGCAGGUGCUGAUCCAUUCCUUGGUGUUGAAAUGUCUUCCACUGGUGAAAUUGCAUGUUUUGGUGACGACUUGAUCGAAGCUUACUGGACUUCAAUUCAAUCUACUAUGAACUUCACGGUCCCUCAACCCGGUUCAGGCGUAUUGUUUGGCGGUGAUUUGAGCAACGACAAGCUAGGAAAUGUUGCAGCUACGAUCUCUGGUCUCGGUUACAAGUUCGUCACUGCAUCAGAUGCAGUUGCGAAGUACUUAAAGGCGUACGUAAGUGAAGACAUUGAAGUCAUCGAAUUUCCUAAAACAGACAAGAGAGCGUUGAGAGAAAUUUUCCAAAAGCACAAGGUUUCCGCGGUAUUCAAUUUGGCCAAGGCCAGAGCUGAAGACUUAUUGGACGAGGACUAUGUCAUGAGAAGAAAUGCAAUUGACUUUGGUAUCGCUUUGUUCAACGAACCAAAUACUUCUGCGUUGUUUGCGCAGUGUUUGAAGGCUAAAAUCGCUACCAAGUCACUGUUCGAAGAGAUACCUUCUGAGGUCGUUGUUCCACACGAAGUCAGAAGAUGGAGUGAAUUUAUCGGCGGCAAGCCAGUGUAA
Molecule: messenger RNA, 3465 nt
Organism: Debaryomyces hansenii CBS767
Lineage: Eukaryota; Fungi; Ascomycota; Pichiomycetes; Serinales; Debaryomycetaceae
Gene: CPA2
Product: carbamoyl-phosphate synthase (glutamine-hydrolyzing)
Exons: 1
Coding region: 1-3465 (1154 amino acids)
Biological process (GO): L-citrulline biosynthetic process; UTP biosynthetic process; 'de novo' pyrimidine nucleobase biosynthetic process
Cellular component (GO): cytoplasm; cytosol
Molecular function (GO): ATP binding; dihydroorotase activity; aspartate carbamoyltransferase activity
Source: RefSeq, a predicted model, not a curated record